This is a messenger RNA of Ahaetulla prasina, 1657 nucleotides long. It is a transcript of the gene ATP6V1B1, whose product is annotated as ATPase H+ transporting V1 subunit B1. Gene Ontology annotation, biological process: ATP metabolic process; proton transmembrane transport. Gene Ontology annotation, molecular function: proton-transporting ATPase activity, rotational mechanism; ATP binding. NCBI's taxonomy places the organism in Eukaryota, Metazoa, Chordata, Lepidosauria, Squamata, Colubridae. The coding region runs from base 1 to 1530 and encodes 509 amino acids. The record is from RefSeq and is a predicted model, not a curated record. Gene Ontology annotation, cellular component: proton-transporting V-type ATPase, V1 domain. The transcript is spliced from 14 exons.
AUGGCUACCAAGGUGGAUGUCGGAAUCCGGGGUUUGCCAGGAGCUCCACAUGGGCUGAAGGAACAUUUCCAAGCCGUGACACGGAACUACAUCACCCAUCCCAGGCUGACGUACCGGACGGUGUGUGGGGUGAACGGACCCCUGGUAGUCCUGGACAACGUGAAGUUCGCCCAGUACGCGGAGAUCGUCAACUUCACCCUGCCCAACGGCACCCAUCGGAGCGGGCAGGUGCUGGAGGUGACCGGCUCCAAAGCCAUCGUCCAGGUGUUCGAAGGGACCUCUGGCAUCGAUGCCCACAAGACCACUUGCGAGUUCACUGGGGACAUUCUCCGCACGCCCGUGUCCGAGGACAUGCUGGGCCGAGUCUUCAACGGGUCAGCUAAGCCCAUCGACAAAGGCCCCAUGGUGAUGGCCGAGGACUUCCUGGACAUUAACGGGCAGCCCAUCAACCCACAGGGACGCAUUUACCCCGAGGAGAUGAUCCAGACGGGCCUCUCCCCCAUCGACGUCAUGAACAGCAUCGCCCGAGGACAGAAGAUCCCCAUUUUCUCUGCUGCUGGUCUCCCCCACAACGAGAUCGCAGCUCAGAUCUGCAGGCAGGCUGGUUUGGUGAAGAAGUCGAAAGACGUGGUGGAUUUCCACGAGGAUAACUUCGCCAUUGUCUUCGCUGCCAUGGGGGUCAACAUGGAAACGGCUCGGUACUUCAAGUCGGACUUUGAGGAGAAUGGGUCCAUGGAGAAUGUCUGCCUCUUCCUCAACUUGGCCAACGAUCCCACAAUCGAGAGGAUCAUUACGCCCCGCCUGGCUCUUACCACCGCCGAGUUCCUGGCCUAUCAGUGUGAGAAGCACGUUCUGGUGAUCUUGACCGACAUGAGCUCAUACGCCGAGGCCCUGCGGGAGGUCUCCGCGGCCAGAGAAGAGGUGCCUGGGCGACGGGGGUUUCCUGGCUAUAUGUACACCGACCUGGCCACCAUCUACGAGCGAGCAGGACGGGUGGAGGGCAGGAACGGCUCCAUCACCCAGAUACCCAUCUUGACGAUGCCCAACGAUGAUAUCACCCAUCCCAUUCCGGAUUUGACCGGCUUCAUAACUGAAGGGCAAAUUUAUGUGGACCGACAGCUUCACAAUAGGCAGAUCUACCCUCCCAUCAACGUGUUGCCUUCUCUCUCCCGCCUGAUGAAAUCAGCUAUUGGAGAAGGCAUGACCAGGAAGGACCACGGGGACGUUUCCAAUCAAUUGUAUGCGUGUUAUGCCAUCGGCAAAGAUGUUCAGGCCAUGAAAGCCGUGGUAGGCGAAGAGGCCCUCUCGGCCGAUGACCUUCUCUACCUGGAGUUCCUGCAGAAGUUUGAGAAGCAGUUUGUCGCUCAAGGCGCCUACGAGAACAGAACCAUCUUUGAGUCUCUGGACAUAGGAUGGCAGUUGCUCCGUAUCUUCCCCAAAGAACUGCUGAAACGGAUCCCGGAAAGCAUCCUGGCUGAGUAUUACCCCCGCGAGGCCAAAGGGAAUCCAAGCUCCAACACGGCCCUCUGAAUCCCAGUCUGUCCAAACCCGGAUUCAGGAGAGAGCUGGGCUCAAACGUGGUCAGUCGAUGGGGAGAAGACGACGCCUCUCAGGAUAUGAAGCCCUUUUCUUGCGUUGGAAUCCGAUCCAGAGUCCA